AUGAGUUCUCCUGGCCCCCGCGUUAAAAAGAAGCGACGCCAGUUUUCGCUCAAAGAAAAAGUGGAGAUUUUGAUGCAGCUGAAUGCUGGAAGAAAGCAAGUCGACCUGUGCAGGGAGCGUGAUAUUCCCCCGUCAACAAUGGCGACGAUGCUCAAGGAUCGAGAAAAGAUAUUGAAAUUGCAUCGAGAGUCGCAGCUGGCUCCCUCAAGAAAACGCUUGCGACUCGGCAACUACCAGAAUGUCGCCGCCGCCGUCCUCACGUGGUUCAAGGAUGCCAGACAAAACGAUGUGCCCUUGUCAGGCCCGAUUAUUCAAGAGAAUCUUAAGGCGCUACAGUUUACGGCUGCCUUGGACAUCUCCGGUUUCGAUGCAAGUGCCGGAUGGCUUUACUGCUUCUGGCAAAGGAAUGGCAUUGCGUGGCAGGUUGCUUGUGGCGAAGAAAAGGCAGCAGAUGCCGAGAGUGCGGUUGCCCGAUGGAACGAGCACUUUCAAGAGAUCAUCAAGUCUUUCUCCCCAGACGACGUUUUCAAUGGCGAUGAAACGGCGUUCUUUUAUCAGUUGUUGCCUGAUAAGAUAAUGAACUUCAAAGGUGACAGGUGCAAGGGAGGAAAGAAAUCAUGUUUCCGUGUAUCGGUUCUGUUCUGCUGCAACUCCACGGGCACGGAAAAACUCAAGCCGCCAGUUGUUGGCAAGUCUGCUAAGCCGCACUGCUUGAAAAACGUUGUCUCGUUGCCUUGCGACUACCGAGCUAACCAAAAAGCGUGGAUUACGCGAGGAUUGUUCACUCAGUGGCUGCCGCAGCUCGACGACACAAUGAAGAAGAAAGACAGAAAAAUUCUCACCGUUGACAAUUGCUCGGCACAUAUGUGA
This is a messenger RNA of Dermacentor andersoni, 870 nucleotides long. Its product is annotated as tigger transposable element-derived protein 6-like. Lineage: Eukaryota; Metazoa; Arthropoda; Arachnida; Ixodida; Ixodidae. Gene Ontology annotation, molecular function: DNA binding. Gene Ontology annotation, cellular component: nucleus. The record is from RefSeq and is a predicted model, not a curated record.